Molecule: messenger RNA, 1233 nt
Organism: Sorex fumeus (smoky shrew)
Lineage: Eukaryota; Metazoa; Chordata; Mammalia; Eulipotyphla; Soricidae
Gene: DHRS7
Product: dehydrogenase/reductase 7
Exons: 7
Coding region: 61-1080 (339 amino acids)
Molecular function (GO): oxidoreductase activity
Source: RefSeq, a predicted model, not a curated record
CGGCGGCGGCGGCGGCGGCGGCGGCCGCAGUUCUCUGCUGGCGUGGGGCGCGCGGCCGCGAUGACCUGGGACCUGCUCUUCACGCUGCUGGGGCUGGGCGCGCUGCUUGCGCUCGCGGUGCUGCUGCUGCGCUUCGUGCGUGCCGACGGCGACUUGACCCUGUUGUGGGCUGAGUGGCAGGGGCGACGCCCAGAAUGGGAGCUGACCGAUAUGGUGGUGUGGGUGACUGGAGCGUCGAGUGGGAUUGGUGAGGAGCUGGCUUAUCAGCUGUCUAAGCUAAGUGUUUCCCUUGUGCUGUCAGCCAGAAGAGCUGAUGAGCUAGAAAGGGUGAAAAGUAAAUGCCUUGAAAAUGGCAAUUUAAAAGCAAAAGAUAUACUUGUUCUGCCUCUUGACCUGACUGAUAGAAGUUCUCAUGCAGCGGCUACUAAAGCAGUUCUUCAGGAGUUUGGUAAAAUUGACAUUCUGGUCAACAAUGGUGGAAGAUCUCAGCGUUCUUUGGUUAUAGAAACCAGCCUGGAUUUGUACAAGGAGCUCAUAGAGAUUAACUACUUGGGGACAGUGUCCUUGACAAAGUGUGUUCUGCCUCACAUGAUUGAGAGGAAACAAGGCAAGAUUGUUACUGUGAACAGCCUCCUGGGGUUCAUAGCUGCACCCCUCUCCAGUGGAUACUGUGGUAGCAAACAUGCACUUCAGGGAUUUUGUAAUGGCCUCCGAACUGAACUUGCUACAUACCCAGGCAUAAUAGUUUCAAACAUUUGCCCUGGACCUGUACAAUCAAAUAUUGUGAAGUAUUCAUUAGCUGGGGAAGUCACAAAGAUUGUAGGCAAUCCUGGAGAUCAGUCCUUCAAGAUGGCAACCAGUCGUUGUGUGAGGUUGAUGUUAGUCAGCAUGGCUAAUGAUUUGCAAGAAGCGUGGAUCUCGGAUCAUCCUUAUUUGUUGUUAGCAUAUUUGUGGCAAUAUAUGCCAAUGUGGGCCAGGUGGAUCUCUGGGAAACUCGGGAAUAAAAGGAUUCAGAACUUUAAAAGUGGUGUGGAUGCUGAUUCCUCUUUCUUAAAAAUCUGGAAGACAAAACGUGAGUGAAGGAGUACUUGAAUUUUUGAAGUGCCUGAAGACAAAAAUGGAAACCAUGAAAACAGCAAUUCUCUUUUCUUAUAUACUGUAGAUUAAUUUGUGAUUUAACUUUUUAAGGAACUGUUGUCAACAUAAUAAUAAAUGAUUGUUGGGCAUCUGCCA